GACUGGCUACUGACAAAUCACCGAUUGGCUGACUGGUUGCCGGCUGUGUUGCGCAUGGCAGGUAUUUAAAGCUCACUUAGUAUUGCCUCCUUCAGUUGUGUUCCAGCGUGCCGCUGAAGAGACCAAGCUGAACCAAGAUGACCUCGGUGAGAAAAAACUCUGUCUUCAAGGAGGUGGACGUCCACAGUCAGAGCAACAACAAGGAGCACCGCACCAGUGAACUCUCUGAGGAGAAGCUGAUUGUGCGGAGAGGACAGUCGUUCAAGGUGACCCUGAAAGUGACGAAGCCUUUUAAUCCUGGCCUUCAUUCCCUCGUGCUCACCGCGGCAACUGGUGAAACGCAAUCUUCGGAGAACCAGGGCACUUUGUCACGCUUCGGUAUCCCGGACUCCCCCAAUCGUUCACUGACAGCAAAGGCCGUUUGGACAGUCAAACUUCACGCGAACUCCUCGCUGAGCACCUUGGUCCUGCUCAUCACCCCGCCGCCGGACGCUCCCGUCGGAAAGUUCACCCUGACAGGAAGUCUCUGGAAUGAGGAAACCCAGCUGGCCACGCUUGUGGUGCUCUUCAACCCCUGGUUUUCUGGUGAUGCAGUUUUCAUGUCUGAUGAGUCCAAGAGACAAGAAUAUGUGAUGAAUGAACAUGGAGUCAUCUAUUGGGGAAGUGCAGAUUACAUCUCUGAAAUGAACUGGGACUUUGGCCAAUUUGAAGAUGACAUGGUGGACAUUUGCAUCAAGAUUCUGGACAAGAACCUCAAGUACAAAGAAAACCCCAGCAAGGACCUCGCCUCUCGUGGCGACCCCACCUACGUGGGCCGCGUGGUCAGCGCCAUGAUCAACAGCGAUGACGACCCCGGCGUCCUGACGGGCAACUGGUCGGACUCGUACGCAGGCGGAGUCUCUCCCUCUCACUGGAGCGGCAGCCAUGACAUCCUGUCUCAGUGGAUGAAAAAUGACUGCCGCCCUGUCAAGUUUGGUCAGUGCUGGGUGUUUGCUGGCGUGAUGUGUUCAGUGAUGCGGCUGCUGGGCAUCCCCACCCGCGUGGUCUCCAACUUCCAGUCAGCCCACGACACCGACGCCAACCUGACCAUCGACGUGUACCACGCCGACGAAGGGGUCGAGUACAUGGAGUCGAACGACAGCAUCUGGAACUUCCACGUGUGGGUGGAGUCAUGGAUGACGCGUCCCGACCUGAGUAACGAUGGCAAAUACGACGGCUGGCAAGUGUUGGAUGCGACACCGCAGGAGCCCAGCAACGAUAUCUACCAGUGUGGCCCCGCCUCACUCAUCGCCAUCAGCAGUGGUGAAGUAAAACUCCCCUAUGACGUCCCGUUUGUCUUCGCCGAGGUCAACGCCGACUGCACGGACUGGCUUUGUGUGUGUGUGUGUCAGGUGAAAGUGGACGGGACCAUGGUUUCCCUCUACUCUGACACCAAGCGAGUUGGUCAGAAAAUCUCCACCAAGGCAGUAGGUUCCAACAGGAGGGUGAACAUCACCAACGACUACAAGCCUGAAGAGGGGUCCGAGGAGGAAAGGACCAUCUUCAGGUACGCCAUCAGCAAAGAUGACGAGAGCGACGAUGAGGGGGAGGCAUCCGGGGGCAGCGCGAAUGAUGGUGAUGGCUCAACAGCACCGCCCCCCGUCCCACCGCCAAAGCUGGUCAUGCUCUUUGAGGAGCUAUCCAAGCCGCAGUACGGUAAGGAUGUGCAGCUGAAGCUGGUGCUGAGCAGCGACAGCAGAGUGGCCAGGCAGAUGUCGGCCUACAUCAGGGUGGAGGGGCUGAGGUACACUGGAACCGUGGUGCUCACCAUCCACACUGAGAACAAGGAGGUGACGCUGCAGCCUGGCAAAGAGCUGUCCAUCCCCAUCGUGAUCCCUUUCGAGGCCUACUACAAGCACAUGCACGUGUGCGACAGCUUGAAGGUGUCGGCCAUUGUGACAGACAAGCAACAUCCUGACAAAACCUACCUGGCGGAGGACAACGUCUUGCUGCAGGACCUCCCCGUCUCUGUGUCGGUUGCUGGUUUUGUCAGACAGUACCAAGAGGCGUCUGGGGAAGUGGUUUUCAUGAACUCCACCUCCGUGGAGCUGACGGGCUUGACGCUUACCCUGUCUGGUAGCGGCCUCAUGAGGAAUGAGGUGAAAUACAGCCUUCCCGAUUUGUCUCCCAGCAACCGCAUCCGCGUCAAGUUCGCCUUUGUCCCCUACCGGGCUGGAGAGAAGACGCUGGUGGCCGACAUUCACGCUUCCGUUUUUAAAGAUUUCAAGGGCUACCGCACCGUCACUGUUAGUCGUUUUUAGAUUUUUUUUUUUUUUUUAAAUCAACUGGUGCUUUAUCUCCAAAAGAGGCGUGAUGUGUACAGCUGGAUUGCAACACGGUGCUUUGAGAGAAGAAUCUGUCCUGCUUUGGCAUGCGGUUUAACCAUGUUGAACACUGCUGGGCUUAAAGUUUACUUACAUACACAAACCACAUAAUACCUAAACCACAUGUACUGUGACACUUACAUACAGACCCUCUCCAAAAAAUUAGAAUGCCAUGGAAAAG
Messenger RNA from Dunckerocampus dactyliophorus (ringed pipefish), 2544 nucleotides. It is a transcript of the gene tgm8, whose product is annotated as transglutaminase 8. NCBI's taxonomy places the organism in Eukaryota, Metazoa, Chordata, Actinopteri, Syngnathiformes, Syngnathidae. The transcript has 15 exons. Bases 138 to 2300 code for a protein of 720 amino acids. The record is from RefSeq and is a predicted model, not a curated record. Gene Ontology annotation, biological process: peptide cross-linking. Gene Ontology annotation, molecular function: protein-glutamine gamma-glutamyltransferase activity.